AUGUCGUCCAAUGCCCAGAAUGUGGGCAUCAAGGCCAUGGAGAUUUACUUCCCUAGUCGGUAUGUGCCACAAAGCGAGCUCGAGACCUACCUGGGGGCCAGUGCUGGGAAAUUCACAAUUGGUCUGGGUCAGCAGAAGAUGAGCUUCUGUGAUGACCGUGAAGAUCUCUAUUCCAUGGCGCUCACAACAGUCUCGUCUCUGCUGGAAAAGUACCAGAUUGACCCAAAGACCAUCGGCCGCUUGGAAGUGGGCACGGAAACAUUGCUCGACAAAUCCAAGUCUUGCAAGUCGGUCCUCAUGCAACUUUUCGCAGAAAACUCAGACAUCGAGGGAAUCGACACUUACAACGCCUGCUAUGGCGGUACCAGUGCCUUGAUAAAUGCAAUUAACUGGAUCGAGUCGUCCACGUGGGAUGGUCGCGACGCCAUUGUCGUGGCGGGCGACAUCGCUCUGUAUGACACGCCCGCCGCGCGACCAACCGGCGGUGCCGGCUGCGUAGCUAUGCUGAUUGGCGCCGAUGCACCCCUGGUAAUGGAGCCCGUCCGUGGAUCGCACAUGAAACACGUAUACGACUUCUACAAGGGAAACUUCAAAUCGGAGUAUCCCAUGGUCGAUGGACACUUUUCCAAUAAAUGCUAUCUUGAGGCAUUGGAUAAUUGCUACGAACGAUAUCGUACUAAAUCUUUGGCUAAGAAUGGCGGGUUGAUGAACGGAGAUGCGAAGACCCAGGGUAGUCUCUUGGAUACCUUUGAGUAUUUCGUCUUCCACGCGCCUCACUGCAAGCUCGUCUCGAAGGCCUAUGGUCGUUUGUUGUUCAAUGAUCUCCGGACGGAGCCCGACCGCUUUGAUGAUAUCCCAGCAGCGGUCCGGGAUGCUGAGCAGACUGCGUCUUUGACAGACAAAGAAGUUGAGAAGACUUGCAUUGGGUUGACCAAGGAUAAGUUCUCCGAGCGUGUCAAACCAUCCAUUACUGCACCCUCGCAAUGUGGGAAUAUGUAUAACGGCAGUCUCUAUUCUGGGCUAGUGAGCUUACUGAGCAAUGUUUCCAGUGAGGAACUGCAGAACAAGCGCAUCGGCAUGUUUAGCUAUGGCGGUGGUCUGGCUAGCACUCUAUUUAGCCUUCGUGUCAUGGGUGAUACUUCUGGGAUCGCACGUCAGGUCCGGUUGAAUGAGCGACUGGAAGCCCGCAUGGCGGUCUCGCCCGAGUUUUAUGAUGAGAUGUGCAAACUUCGGGAGAAAGCCUACCAGCAGGAGAACUAUACCCCUGUGGGAAGCAUUGAUAGCCUAGCUCCUGGUACUUACUACCUUGUCCACGUUGAUGAGAUGUUUCGACGAAGUUAUGAGAAAAAGCCCGUUGUAUGA
Messenger RNA from Penicillium coprophilum, 1362 nucleotides. RefSeq names its product putative hydroxymethylglutaryl-CoA synthase (gene erg13A). Bases 1 to 1362 code for a protein of 453 amino acids. Gene Ontology annotation, biological process: acetyl-CoA metabolic process; ergosterol biosynthetic process. The record is from RefSeq and is a predicted model, not a curated record. NCBI's taxonomy places the organism in Eukaryota, Fungi, Ascomycota, Eurotiomycetes, Eurotiales, Aspergillaceae. Gene Ontology annotation, molecular function: hydroxymethylglutaryl-CoA synthase activity. The transcript has 4 exons.